UCUAGUGCAUAAUUAAAAUUGUAAUUUAAUAUAUUUAAUGUACCUUUUCUCUAUUAUUAUAAUAAAUAUAAAAAAUCUCUCUUAUUAGGCUACACUCAACAUGAAACGGUUUCUGAUAUUUAUUGUUAAUCCAUACUUUUUUAGCAUUAACGCUCUAUCUUGUCUAUUAGUAGUUAUGGUCGCGAUCGCAAGUCAAAUGGACGCAUGUACUUUUUGAAAAAGAUUUUGUUGAUAAACUUAACAAUAAAGUUAUCGGUUUCGCACGGAAAGUAAUUACGGGGUAGAGCGAAACGCGCGGGCGACUAACAACAAUUAUUGGUAUGCAUCGCUGAGGGAUAAAGCCGCCUCCUCCGGAAGACUCAAUCCGCCACAUCUCGCAAUCACAUUAAGCGGUCAUUGCUGCAGCCUGCGAAACUCCAGGCGCUAGUGAAAGUCGGGCUCGUAUGGAGCCGUAGAGAAAAUGCGUUUAAAGUGAAAUCCGUGGUGAAGUGAAGUGUUUUGAAUGGAUAACGUAAACUUUGACGCGAGCGGCGAGGACAUCGAGCGGGCGCUCAUGGACCUGGGCCCGCUGCUCGGCGUCGCCAUCAAGGAGGAGGCGCCGGACGAGCUCGCCGCGCCCGCGGCGCCCGCCGCUCCGCCCAGUGUGGUGAGCGCGUGCGAUGGCGCCGAAGGCGAGAGGCCCGGUGCCGACUCCGGCGAGCGCGCGGACUCGCUGGCCUCCCCGCGCGCCGGCGCCGCGCUGUCCGCCGCGCGCUGCGCGCUCUGCGGCACCGCGCUGGCGCUCGCCCACGGCACGCCCAAGCUGAUGGAGUGUCUGCAUUCGGCGUGCGAGCCGUGUAUUAACGCGAAGAUCGAGGAGAAGCAGGCCUCGAGGGACUUCUGCGGUGGCGACCGCAUCACGGUGCAGUGCCCGGUGUGUCGACUGCAGUGCCAGCCCGCCAACAUGAUCGACCAGCGUUUCGUGCUGGAGAAGAUGUGCCCGGACACGCCGCCCGCAGUUGCAGAGCGAGACCAGCACUGCAGCAGCUGCGAGGAGCCGGAGCCAGCCACCAGCUACUGUACAGACUGCGCGGAAUUCAUCUGUGACAGUUGCGUGCAGGCUCACCAACGGUUAAAGAUCACAAAAGACCACACAAUCAAGAGCAAGGAUGAGGCCAUACAAGAGCAGCAGGCCUCGCAGCCCGCCGCGCACGACAUGUUCUGCACGGAGCACCCACAGGAACGGCUGAGCCUGUUCUGCGAGACGUGCGAUCGCCUGACAUGCCGCGACUGCCAGCUGCAGCACCACCGCGACCACAAGUACCAGUUCAGCACGGAGAUGGCGCAGCAGGCGCGGGCGCACAUAGCGUCACUGCUGUCCGAAGUGUCGUACAAGCGCGUGCUGCUCGGCUCCGCCAUGAAGGUGAUCCGCGAGAGACAAGUGCUCAUCGCCGACAAGAAGAAGGCGCUCGUGCACGAGAUCACGCAGACCGUCGUCAAACUAACCAACGCCAUCAACACGCGCGGCAAGCAGCUGGUGCUGCGGCUCAACGAGGUGUGCGACGGCAAGCAACGCACGCUGAGCGAGAAGAAAGAUGCGUUAGAGCAGCUCGCCAACAUCACGGACCACUGCGUGGAGUUCGUCAGCGCCGCGCUGCAGCAGGGCAGCGACACGGCGGUGCUGUACAGCAAGCGCGCCGUGUGCGCGCACCUGCAGCGCAUCAAGAGCCGGCGCGCCGACAUCCCCAACCCCGAGAUCCCGGUGCGCAUCGCGCUGGCUCUGGAUAAGCUGCCCGAUCUCGUCAAAGUGCUGUCGUCGAUCGGCGCCAUCGUGGUGGACGGCAAGGUGGACGGCGGCGGCGCGGCGGCGCAGGGCCCCUACCACCCGCCGCCCGGCCCCGCCCCCGCGCUGGGCCCCGCCCCCGGCCCCGGCCCCGCCCCCGCGCCCGCCCCCGCGCCCGCCCCCGGCCCCGCCGUCGCCGUCAGCGCCGCGCUGCACCACGCCGCCGCCAUGCAGCAGCAGUCGUACGCGAGCGCGGGGCUGGGCGGCGUGGGCGCGGUGGGCGGCUACAUGUCGGCGCUGGCGUCGCUGCGCGCGCGGCCGCACGGCGCGCACGGCGCGCACGGCACGCACGGCACGCACGGCACGCACGCCGCGCACGGCACGCACGCCGCGCACGCGCUGCAACAGCACACGCCGCUGCGGCACGCGCACGUCACCUCCACCACGCACCCGCACCAUCUACACGGGAUGAGCGAGCUGAACCUGCGCGGGCUGCUGAACCAGGGCUCCGGGCGCGGCGCGGCGCGCUCGCCGCUGCAGCCGCACCCCGCCAUGCACCACUACCAGCAGAGUGAGUCCACCAGGGCUCCGGGCGCGGCGCGGCGCGCUCGCCGCUGCAGCCGCACCCCGCCAUGCACCACUACCAGCAGAGUGAGUCCUGACUACACACUUUACAAAGGGUCCAACUCGCACGAUCAGGCCGCGGAGCAUGAAGUACACAGUGUGCCGCCCGCAGGGAUGAGCGAGCUGAACCUGCGCGGGCUGCUGAACCAGGGCUCCGGGCGCGGCGCGGCGCGCUCGCCGCUGCAGCCGCACCCCGCCAUGCACCACUACCAGCAGAUGAUGGGCGCGUACGCGAACAGCGCGUAUGCGGCGGCGGCGGCGGCCGGCGGCGGCGGGCGGCGCUCGGGCGGGCCGCGCACGCCCUCCCCCGCGCCCGCCCCGCCCCACACCCCGCCCGCGCCCCACGCCGCCAAGUGGCACAUCCCGCAGCAGGGGCUCGUCAACGGUCAGUAUGUCUGUACGCGGCGGCGGCGCUCGGGCGGGCCGCGCACGCCCUCCCCCGCGCCCGCCCCGCCCCACACCCCGCCCGCGCCCCACGCCGCCAAGUGGCACAUCCCGCAGCAGGGGCUCGUCAACGGUCAGUAUGUCUGUACGCGGCGGCGGCGCUCGGGCGGGCCGCGCACGCCCUCCCCCGCGCCCGCCCCGCCCCACACCCCGCCCGCGCCCCACGCCGCCAAGUGGCACAUCCCGCAGCAGGGGCUCGUCAACGGUCAGUAUGUCUGUACGCGGCGGCGGCGCUCGGGCGGGCCGCGCACGCCCUCCCCCGCGCCCGCCCCGCCCCACACCCCGCCCCGCGCCCCACGCCGCCAAGUGGCACAUCCCGCAGCAGGGGCUCGUCAACGGUCAGUAUGUCUGUACGCGGCGGCGGCGCUCGGGCGGGCCGCGCACGCCCUCCCCCGCGCCCGCCCGCCCCACACCCCGCCCGCGCCCCACGCCGCCAAGUGGCACAUCCCGCAGCAGGGGCUCGUCAACGGUCAGUAUGUCUGUACGCGGCGGCGGCGCUCGGGCGGGCCGCGCACGCCCUCCCCCGCGCCCGCCCCGCCCCACACCCCGCCCGCGCCCCACGCCGCCAAGUGGCACAUCCCGCAGCAGGGGCUCGUCAACGGUCAGUAUGUCUGUACGCGGCGGCGGCGCUCGGGCGGGCCGCGCACGCCCUCCCCCGCGCCCGCCCCGCCCCACACCCCGCCCGCGCCCCACGCCGCCAAGUGGCACAUCCCGCAGCAGGGGCUCGUCAACGGUCAGUAUGUCUGUACGCGGCGGCGGCGCUCGGGCGGGCCGCGCACGCCCUCCCCCGCGCCCGCCCCGCCCCACACCCCGCCCGCGCCCCACGCCGCCAAGUGGCACAUCCCGCAGCAGGGGCUCGUCAACGGCGGAUUCGACAUGUCGUCCAUGUCGCACGGCGCGGCGUCCCCGGCGGGCGCGGGGGCGGGGGCGGGCGCGGGGGCGGGCGCCGACUUCAAGAUCACCCUCGGCCGCGCGCGCGCCGCGCCGCCGCCCGCCGUCACCUCCACCAACCCCAAGACUCCCAGCCCGAGUCUCAACGGUGGCGCCGGCGUAGAACUGGAUAAAGUAUGCGCGGAGUCAGUUCAAGACUUGAUGGCCACCAUCGCCAAGCUGGACUCCAACGGCGUGCAGGUGCUCCCCGAGCAGCCCCGCGCCGAGCCCGCCGUGCAUUCCUCCACGGACACCGCUGGCGGUACAGUAGCGCCGACCACGGCCGCCCCCGCAGCGGCCACCAGCGGAGACCCCAACGAGGACUGGUGCGCCGUCUGCAUGGACGGCGGGGAGCUCAUGUGCUGCGACAAGUGCCCCAAGGUGUUCCACCAGUACUGCCACAUACCCACCAUCGAGAAGCUGCCCGACGAGACGGAAACAUGGCAGUGCCUACUUUGCGUGAACUUCGCCGAACUGCCCGAAGAACCUCGUGCGCCCGGCGAAACCAUAUCCCCGCGAGAACAGAAGCUCAUGGAGCGCGUCACGCUCGAGCUGUACUGCCAGUACGAGCCCAGCCUGCCCUUCCGCGAGCCCGUGUCCCAGCUCAACCACGACUACCACAGCAAGAUCUCGCGGCCGAUGUGCCUGGACAUGAUCCGCAUGAAGCUGCAGCCGCGCGCGGCGCCGCGCUACGCGCACGUGGCGCACUUCGUGGCCGACGUGCGCCUCAUGUUCCGCAACGCGCGCCUCUACAACCCGGUAACUGUCUCCAGCUGUAUAGUGUAUACUGAACGUUCUGUGACACUGUUACUGCCGAUGUGCCUGGACAUGAUCCGCAUGAAGCUGCAGCCGCGCGCGGCGCCGCGCUACGCGCACGUGGCGCACUUCGUGGCCGACGUGCGCCUCAUGUUCCGCAACGCGCGCCUCUACAACCCGGUAACUGUCUCCAGCUGUAUAGUGUAUACUGAACGUUCUGUGACACUGUUACUGCCGAUGUGCCUGGACAUGAUCCGCAUGAAGCUGCAGCCGCGCGCGGCGCCGCGCUACGCGCACGUGGCGCACUUCGUGGCCGACGUGCGCCUCAUGUUCCGCAACGCGCGCCUCUACAACCCGGUAACUGUCUCCAGCUGUAUAGUGUAUACUGAACGUUCUGUGACACUGUUACUGCCGAUGUGCCUGGACAUGAUCCGCAUGAAGCUGCAGCCGCGCGCGGCGCCGCGCUACGCGCACGUGGCGCACUUCGUGGCCGACGUGCGCCUCAUGUUCCGCAACGCGCGCCUCUACAACCCGGUAACUGUCUCCAGCUGUAUAGUGUAUACUGAACGUUCUGUGACACUGUUACUGCCGAUGUGCCUGGACAUGAUCCGCAUGAAGCUGCAGCCGCGCGCGGCGCCGCGCUACGCGCACGUGGCGCACUUCGUGGCCGACGUGCGCCUCAUGUUCCGCAACGCGCGCCUCUACAACCCGGUAACUGUCUCCAGCUGUAUAGUGUAUACUGAACGUUCUGUGACACUGUUACUGCCGAUGUGCCUGGACAUGAUCCGCAUGAAGCUGCAGCCGCGCGCGGCGCCGCGCUACGCGCACGUGGCGCACUUCGUGGCCGACGUGCGCCUCAUGUUCCGCAACGCGCGCCUCUACAACCCGGUAACUGUCUCCAGCUGUAUAGUGUAUACUGAACGUUCUGUGACACUGUUACUGCCGAUGUGCCUGGACAUGAUCCGCAUGAAGCUGCAGCCGCGCGCGGCGCCGCGCUACGCGCACGUGGCGCACUUCGUGGCCGACGUGCGCCUCAUGUUCCGCAACGCGCGCCUCUACAACCCGGUAACUGUCUCCAGCUGUAUAGUGUAUACUGAACGUUCUGUGACACUGUUACUGCCGAUGUGCCUGGACAUGAUCCGCAUGAAGCUGCAGCCGCGCGCGGCGCCGCGCUACGCGCACGUGGCGCACUUCGUGGCCGACGUGCGCCUCAUGUUCCGCAACGCGCGCCUCUACAACCCGGUAACUGUCUCCAGCUGUAUAGUGUAUACUGAACGUUCUGUGACACUGUUACUGCCGAUGUGCCUGGACAUGAUCCGCAUGAAGCUGCAGCCGCGCGCGGCGCCGCGCUACGCGCACGUGGCGCACUUCGUGGCCGACGUGCGCCUCAUGUUCCGCAACGCGCGCCUCUACAACCCGGUAACUGUCUCCAGCUGUAUAGUGUAUACUGAACGUUCUGUGACACUGUUACUGCCGAUGUGCCUGGACAUGAUCCGCAUGAAGCUGCAGCCGCGCGCGGCGCCGCGCUACGCGCACGUGGCGCACUUCGUGGCCGACGUGCGCCUCAUGUUCCGCAACGCGCGCCUCUACAACCCGGUAACUGUCUCCAGCUGUAUAGUGUAUACUGAACGUUCUGUGACACUGUUACUGCCGAUGUGCCUGGACAUGAUCCGCAUGAAGCUGCAGCCGCGCGCGGCGCCGCGCUACGCGCACGUGGCGCACUUCGUGGCCGACGUGCGCCUCAUGUUCCGCAACGCGCGCCUCUACAACCCGGUAACUGUCUCCAGCUGUAUAGUGUAUACUGAACGUUCUGUGACACUGUUACUGCCGAUGUGCCUGGACAUGAUCCGCAUGAAGCUGCAGCCGCGCGCGGCGCCGCGCUACGCGCACGUGGCGCACUUCGUGGCCGACGUGCGCCUCAUGUUCCGCAACGCGCGCCUCUACAACCCGGUAACUGUCUCCAGCUGUAUAGUGUAUACUGAACGUUCUGUGACACUGUUACUGCCGAUGUGCCUGGACAUGAUCCGCAUGAAGCUGCAGCCGCGCGCGGCGCCGCGCUACGCGCACGUGGCGCACUUCGUGGCCGACGUGCGCCUCAUGUUCCGCAACGCGCGCCUCUACAACCCGGUAACUGUCUCCAGCUGUAUAGUGUAUACUGAACGUUCUGUGACACUGUUACUGCCGAUGUGCCUGGACAUGAUCCGCAUGAAGCUGCAGCCGCGCGCGGCGCCGCGCUACGCGCACGUGGCGCACUUCGUGGCCGACGUGCGCCUCAUGUUCCGCAACGCGCGCCUCUACAACCCGGUAACUGUCUCCAGCUGUAUAGUGUAUACUGAACGUUCUGUGACACUGUUACUGCCGAUGUGCCUGGACAUGAUCCGCAUGAAGCUGCAGCCGCGCGCGGCGCCGCGCUACGCGCACGUGGCGCACUUCGUGGCCGACGUGCGCCUCAUGUUCCGCAACGCGCGCCUCUACAACCCGGUAACUGUCUCCAGCUGUAUAGUGUAUACUGAACGUUCUGUGACACUGUUACUGCCGAUGUGCCUGGACAUGAUCCGCAUGAAGCUGCAGCCGCGCGCGGCGCCGCGCUACGCGCACGUGGCGCACUUCGUGGCCGACGUGCGCCUCAUGUUCCGCAACGCGCGCCUCUACAACCCGGUAACUGUCUCCAGCUGUAUAGUGUAUACUGAACGUUCUGUGACACUGUUACUGCCGAUGUGCCUGGACAUGAUCCGCAUGAAGCUGCAGCCGCGCGCGGCGCCGCGCUACGCGCACGUGGCGCACUUCGUGGCCGACGUGCGCCUCAUGUUCCGCAACGCGCGCCUCUACAACCCGGUAACUGUCUCCAGCUGUAUAGUGUAUACUGAACGUUCUGUGACACUGUUACUGCCGAUGUGCCUGGACAUGAUCCGCAUGAAGCUGCAGCCGCGCGCGGCGCCGCGCUACGCGCACGUGGCGCACUUCGUGGCCGACGUGCGCCUCAUGUUCCGCAACGCGCGCCUCUACAACCCGGUAACUGUCUCCAGCUGUAUAGUGUAUACUGAACGUUCUGUGACACUGUUACUGCCGAUGUGCCUGGACAUGAUCCGCAUGAAGCUGCAGCCGCGCGCGGCGCCGCGCUACGCGCACGUGGCGCACUUCGUGGCCGACGUGCGCCUCAUGUUCCGCAACGCGCGCCUCUACAACCCGGUAACUGUCUCCAGCUGUAUAGUGUAUACUGAACGUUCUGUGACACUGUUACUGCCGAUGUGCCUGGACAUGAUCCGCAUGAAGCUGCAGCCGCGCGCGGCGCCGCGCUACGCGCACGUGGCGCACUUCGUGGCCGACGUGCGCCUCAUGUUCCGCAACGCGCGCCUCUACAACCCGGUAACUGUCUCCAGCUGUAUAGUGUAUACUGAACGUUCUGUGACACUGUUACUGCCGAUGUGCCUGGACAUGAUCCGCAUGAAGCUGCAGCCGCGCGCGGCGCCGCGCUACGCGCACGUGGCGCACUUCGUGGCCGACGUGCGCCUCAUGUUCCGCAACGCGCGCCUCUACAACCCGGUAACUGUCUCCAGCUGUAUAGUGUAUACUGAACGUUCUGUGACACUGUUACUGCCGAUGUGCCUGGACAUGAUCCGCAUGAAGCUGCAGCCGCGCGCGGCGCCGCGCUACGCGCACGUGGCGCACUUCGUGGCCGACGUGCGCCUCAUGUUCCGCAACGCGCGCCUCUACAACCCGGUAACUGUCUCCAGCUGUAUAGUGUAUACUGAACGUUCUGUGACACUGUUACUGCCGAUGUGCCUGGACAUGAUCCGCAUGAAGCUGCAGCCGCGCGCGGCGCCGCGCUACGCGCACGUGGCGCACUUCGUGGCCGACGUGCGCCUCAUGUUCCGCAACGCGCGCCUCUACAACCCGGUAACUGUCUCCAGCUGUAUAGUGUAUACUGAACGUUCUGUGACACUGUUACUGCCGAUGUGCCUGGACAUGAUCCGCAUGAAGCUGCAGCCGCGCGCGGCGCCGCGCUACGCGCACGUGGCGCACUUCGUGGCCGACGUGCGCCUCAUGUUCCGCAACGCGCGCCUCUACAACCCGGUAACUGUCUCCAGCUGUAUAGUGUAUACUGAACGUUCUGUGACACUGUUACUGCCGAUGUGCCUGGACAUGAUCCGCAUGAAGCUGCAGCCGCGCGCGGCGCCGCGCUACGCGCACGUGGCGCACUUCGUGGCCGACGUGCGCCUCAUGUUCCGCAACGCGCGCCUCUACAACCCGCCGGAGUCAACAAUUCACGCGGACGCUAUUCGCCUGGAGCAGUUCUUCGACCUGUCGCUGGAGAAGUGGCUGCCCGAGUACGCGUACUGGAGCGGCGAGGGCGAGCCGCCCGCCAAGCGCGCCCGCGCCGACUGACCCGCGCCCGCCCCCGCCCCCGCCCCCCCUGCCGGCCCCCCUGC
Molecule: messenger RNA, 8946 nt
Organism: Cydia pomonella (codling moth)
Lineage: Eukaryota; Metazoa; Arthropoda; Insecta; Lepidoptera; Tortricidae
Gene: bon
Molecular function (GO): zinc ion binding; protein binding
Source: RefSeq, a predicted model, not a curated record